GUCGGUCGCUUCCGGGAGCGGCCGCGUCGCCCAGCGCCUUCCUCUCUAGCCGCCGUCGUCUCUGUGGUCGCCAGGGCCCCGCCCCUCCUGGGCCGGCCGCGCGCUGCUUGGACUCUGCCCGCCGCUGACCUCGGGGCCGCCAGGCUCCAGCGUCGGUCGGAUCCCUGGUCAUGGUGGUCCGGGGGCCUGCGCCCGGAGCUGGCGCCAGGCCUAGGUUAGAUCUGCAAUUUCUCCAGCGGUUCCUGCAGAUACAGAAGGUUUUGUUUCCCUCUUGGUCAUCACAGAAUGCCUUGAUGUUCCUGACCCUUUUAUGUGUGACCCUACUGGAACAACUGGUGAUCUACCAGGUUGGCUUGAUCCCCAGUCAGUACUAUGGGGUCCUGGGAAACAAAGACUUGGAUGGGUUUAAGACCCUGACAUUCCUGGCUGUCAUGCUCAUCGUUCUCAACUCCACGCUGAAGAGCUUUGACCAGUUCACCUGCAACCUGCUCUAUGUGAGCUGGAGGAAGGACCUCACCGAGCACCUCCACCGCCUCUACUUCCGGGGCCGCGUGUACUACACCCUCAACGUGCUGCAGGAUGACAUCGAUAACCCGGACCAACGCAUCAGCCAGGAUGUGGAGCGAUUCUGCCAGCAGCUCAGCAGCAUGGCCAGCAAGCUGAUCAUCUCCCCCUUCACCCUCGUCUACUACACUUACCAGUGCUUCCAGAGCACUGGCUGGCUCGGGCCCGUGAGCAUCUUCGGGUAUUUCCUCCUGGGAACCGUGGUCAACAAAACCUUGAUGGGGCCCAUUGUGGCGAAGCUGGUGCAGCAGGAGAAGCUGGAGGGGGAUUUUAGGUUCAAGCACAUGCAGAUUCGGGUGAAUGCUGAGCCUGCUGCUUUCUACAGAGCUGGGCACGUGGAGCACAUGAGGACAGACCGCAGGCUGCAGAGACUCCUUCAGACGCAGAGGGAGCUGAUGUCCAAGGAGCUCUGGCUGUACAUCGGUGUCAACACCUUUGACUAUCUGGGCAGUAUCCUGAGUUACAUUGUCAUUGCCAUCCCCAUUUUCAGUGGGGUCUAUGGAGACCUGAGUCCCACAGAGCUUAGCACCCUGGUCAGCAAGAAUGCCUUCGUGAGCAUCUACCUCAUCAGCUGCUUCAGCCGGCUCAUCGACCUCUCCACCACGCUCUCAGACGUGGCUGGGUACACGCACAGGAUUGGGGAGCUUCAGGAGACCCUGCUGGACAUGUCCUUGAAGUCACAGGACUGUGAGACCCUGGGCGAGAGCGAGUGGUGCUUGGACAAGGCCCCGGGGUGGCCGGCAGCACAGCCCGCAGACACAGCUUUCCGCCUUGAGCGGGUCUCCAUCUCGACCCCCUCCUCCGACAAGCCCCUCAUCAAGGAUCUGAGCCUGAAGAUCUCCGAGGGGCAGAGCCUGCUCAUCACGGGCAACACGGGCACUGGCAAGACCUCCUUGCUGCGGGUCCUGGGCGGCCUGUGGGCGAGCACAGGGGGCUCGGUGCAGAUGCUCACGGACUUUGGGCCCCACGGGGUGCUGUUCCUGCCACAAAAGCCGUUCUUCACUGACGGGACCCUCCGGGAGCAGGUGAUAUAUCCCCUGAAGGAGAUCUACCCGGACUCAGGUUCUACGGAUGAUGAGAGGAUCAUGAGGUUCUUGGAACUGGCGGGCCUGUCCAGCUUGGUGGCAAGGACAGACGGUCUGGAUCAGCAGGUCGACUGGAACUGGUAUGAUGUCCUGUCCCCGGGGGAGAUGCAACGGCUCUCCUUUGUCAGGCUCUUCUACCUGCAGCCCAAGUACGCAGUGCUUGACGAAGCCACCAGUGCCCUGACAGAGGAGGUGGAGAGCGAGCUCUACCGCAUCGGCCAGCAGCUGGGGAUGACAUUCAUCAGUGUGGGACAUCGGCACAGCCUUGAGAAGUUUCAUUCCUGGGUUCUGAAACUCUAUGGCGAAGGAAGAUGGGAACUGACCAGAAUCAAAAGGGAAUGAAGCCAAGGAUGUGCACGGCCACUGGAAGGAGAGCCGCGCUCCAGGCACGUCGGCAGUCCCCAGGCGAGACCAGGACUGCUGGGGGAGGGAGCAAGCCCAGGCUGGCCACGCAGGGCCUGUGCAGGACUGGCCGCCGUGGGCUCAGCCCAGGUGUGGGCCUCUGUGGGGGACUCUGAGCCUCCCCAGGGCUCCUCCUGCCACGCAGCCGGAGCCUCCAUAUACUUGAAAUGCUGAUCACUUACAAAUUAGUUCGGAUCGUGUUUGCUAAAGAGAAAUCUGAAAGUGUGGGAUCUGUAAGAAAUGAAGGGUCAGGGCGGGAAGGGUGUUGGACUUGGAGACAAGAGAUCCAAAAAUCUUUUACUAUUAAAUUAGUUAAAUUUUGCAACAAUAGAUUUUUAACUUUACCUAACCAUUUAAAUUUUAUCACUUUUUUAAAAAGAAAAGUUAAACAUUAAAAAAAUUUG
This is a messenger RNA of Propithecus coquereli (Coquerel's sifaka), 2455 nucleotides long. It is a transcript of the gene ABCD4, whose product is annotated as ATP-binding cassette, sub-family D (ALD), member 4. Gene Ontology annotation, molecular function: long-chain fatty acid transmembrane transporter activity; ATP hydrolysis activity; ABC-type transporter activity. The transcript has 19 exons. Bases 171 to 1991 code for a protein of 606 amino acids. Gene Ontology annotation, biological process: peroxisome organization; fatty acid beta-oxidation; very long-chain fatty acid catabolic process. Gene Ontology annotation, cellular component: peroxisomal membrane. NCBI's taxonomy places the organism in Eukaryota, Metazoa, Chordata, Mammalia, Primates, Indriidae. The record is from RefSeq and is a predicted model, not a curated record.